UGUAAAAGCUGAGCAUGCGCCACAGUGACCACUGUCCGGAGGCUGCAUGCUGUCGCGUUGCAUUCUGCGACCCCCUCCUUGGGAGUUGCCAUAUAUAAUGAGUGACCCGCCCCUCCUGGACGAAUGAGAUCCAGCCCAGCCCGACGCGCCUUCUGCUGCGCUUCAUGGAUGCUUCAGCCUCCUCAGCCCUGCACAACUCAGCGGAAAAUCACACCGUGACGCGGACAAAUCUGACCACUCUCCUUUUUCAACCACAUGUUCUCUGCAGGGCUACUCUAUACACUACAUAUUGAUUGAGCUGCCAUGGCUAACAGAGGCCCCAGCUACGGACUGAGUCGAGAGGUGCAGGAGAAGAUUGAGCAGAAGUACGACCCGGACCUGGAGCAGCGGUUGGUGGACUGGAUCGUUGGACAAUGUGGAGGGAACCUGGAGAGGCCGCAGACAGGCAGAGAGAACUUCCAAAAAUGGCUCAUGGAUGGAACAAUCCUGUGUCGGCUUAUCAACAGCCUUUAUCCAAGGGGGAACGAGCCUAUCAAGAAGAUUCCAGAGACGCAGAUGGCCUUCAAACAGAUGGAGAAGAUCUCUCAGUUCCUGCAAGCCGCUGAAGCUUACGGAGUCACAACCACGGACAUAUUUCAAACUGUGGAUCUCUGGGAAGGAAAGGACAUGGCAGCAGUGCAAAGAACUCUCAUGUCUCUGGGGAGUGUGGCUGUCACCAAGGACGACGGUCACUACAGAGGUGACCUGGAAUGGUUCCGCAGGAAAGCCCAGGGAUAUCGGCGAGAGUUCAGCCAAGAGCAACUCCGCCAGGGCCAGAGUUUGAUUGGCCUGCAGAUGGGCAGCAACCGCGGGGCCUCCCAGGCUGGCAUGACGGGCUACGGCAUGCACCGUCAGAUCAUGUAGACCGCUUACUGACUGACCUCCUUCCCCUGCUUCCAGACCUUAUUUUCUACUAACACCAUCGCGGUUGUAGCCCCGAUAUACCUCCAUGUCCUCUAUAGCUCCUGCCGUGUCAACCUCAAAUUUCCUUGAAUUGCUGCUUUCCCAAACAGUGUUGUACCUUAAAGAAAAUGAUGUCAGAUACAAUUCUUCUUCAAACUCUCUUCCUGUUUAUGUAUCUCUCCCUUCCCUGCCUCCCUAUUAGUUUACUUCCAUCUCUAAAUGAUUACCUAAUGUGUAGAGUUAUUUAACAAUAACGAUGGCAAAAGCGAGCCAUCCGUGUUAUUUUUAUUGUGAAAUACUGUUACAACAUGCUGUAUGCUUUUUUAUUCGUAUUCAUGUGUGCAUUUAUUUACUUCCAGCCAUUGUCUCAGGAUGAUCUGUACGUUUGUACUUAUUUAGCUGUCUAACCUGAUGGACUCAUUAAGUUAUUCUGUGGUCUCGUCUGAGGACUUUUUGCAGUAUCGUUGUGCCUGGUUAUAGGACUACGGAGACCGGGUCCUGAUAUUAUUACCUAAAAAUAUAAAGUUUCAUUUCAUUCUGAAUCAUGCUUGUUAUUUUUUUUCUAGAUUAUAUCUUUGUCCAGAAUGUGUCAAUGCAAGUAAAUGUGCAGCAUCCAGCAUGUUUGACAGUGAAGUUGAGUUUGUUUUUAUAUUUUUUAAAUCUAUACAUAUAUUUAUCUGGAGGCUUGUGAGAUGAAGUGUUGAAUAAAAUAAAGAACGUGAACAUA
This is a messenger RNA of Pungitius pungitius (ninespine stickleback), 1669 nucleotides long. RefSeq names its product transgelin 3b (gene tagln3b). Lineage: Eukaryota; Metazoa; Chordata; Actinopteri; Perciformes; Gasterosteidae. Gene Ontology annotation, cellular component: actin cytoskeleton. Gene Ontology annotation, molecular function: actin filament binding. Gene Ontology annotation, biological process: actin filament organization. The transcript has 5 exons. The coding region runs from base 304 to 903 and encodes 199 amino acids. The record is from RefSeq and is a predicted model, not a curated record.